AUGGCUUUUCUCGAACCACGGGAGGCAUAUCACCAGACACAGACAGACGACUUUGACUUUAAGCCGCUAGACACAAACGUCGAGCUGUCCUCUCUGCGCUCGGGGUCCAGUUUCCAGACCGGCUUCACUCGCAACAUUCGGGAUCAAUCGCCGCUCCUCAAUUCCGAUGCAGAUCCUAUCCGGCCAGAACCAUCAUUCUUCUCCAGAAAGUCACUUCGCUCACUCAAAGUCCCUCUCUUAGUCUGGCCGAAACGUCUGUAUGGAUGGCGCACCGGCGCCUUAGCCGGCGCGCUACUUGCAUCAUUGUCCCUGCUUGUCAACCUCGUCAUCGUGAUCUGGCUGGGUGCCCACGGCAGGGGGGACAGUCUUGUACAACUUUACAAUGGCGAUUGUGGCAAAGUUCAGACCAUGGACGUCUGGGUCCAUCUAGCGAUCAACGUGCUGAGCACCUUGCUGCUGGGCGGCUCAAAUUACUGCAUGCAGUGUCUUUCAGCGCCAACACGGGCAGAUAUUGAUCGAGCACAUGCGAAGGCAAUCUUCCUCGACGUUGGUGUUCCCAGUGUCCGCAACUUGUGGAGGAUCCCACGCUACAAAAUGCUCCUCUGGUGGGCGCUCGGUCUCUCCUCGAUACCCCUCCAUCUAAUGUACAACUCCGCUUUCUAUAAAUCCCUCUCGACAAACGACUACAACUUGCUCUUUGUCACGCCGGACUUCGUAGAGGGUGGGGCACUCGGACCACUGAAGGAAACACUCUACAACCAGAACAACGCCUAUGCCAUCGAUCCGCACGAAGUUCAAAGCUCACUCCUCGACGAUCCGGAUUCCUGGGAGAGGCUUGACAAGAAAGCCUGCAUAAAUGCGUACGCGACCAAUUUCUUGGACAACCGGCGCACCUUGGUGCUCGUCGCCAGUAAUUCCACCGGACAAAAAAAUGAAAGUGUCCUAGAUACGCGGUUAUACCUGUUCUCGCCUGGUCUGGGGUUUGAUUGGAUCUGCACCUCCGACCCCUAUAUGGCCUAUAAAAUUGGCCCGCUUGCUGAUUCGAUUGACCGAAUGCUGCCCUGCGAAACGUACGUCGACGGAGUCAAGGCCAUCGCCGAUCAGUGGCAGCCGUACAGCUACGACGUGCAAUACUGUUUGUCCCAGCGAGUCCCUGAGAGGUGCAGCUACAGUGGAAACGUCCCCAUCGUGGCAAUUGUGGUUGUCUGCAACGUCAUCAAGGUCGUGGUAAUGCUUUUCGUGGCGCUUCGGCUGGAAGACCAUCCCCUCAUCACCGUGGGUGACGCAGUCGAGAGCUUCCUCAACGAGAAUGACAGGACGACCGAGGGCUUAUGCUUGCUCAGCAAGAAGGAUGUCACGCGUUCCACGCGCUCACGAAAGUCCUGGUCCGUCCACGGGCAAGAAAAGUACGGCGACGCUGCAAGAGGGAAACUUGCCCGGCGACAGACAAAACGUUGGGCCGCGGCGGCCAGCGGGAUGCGAUGGAGCCUCACCAUAGGGUUCUUUCUCCUGUCUUUGGGCGGAUGCUCCUUCCUCCUGCCUUUUGCAAUGCGAGCAAUUGAAUCGUACGGGUACGACAUCCGAACGAUCGGCUUUGGCAAGGUCACUCCCGCAGCUGUCAUCUCGGGCUGGAACAUCGGCAAGAAUGGAUCUGCAGCGGACAAGAUCCUAGGCUCGAUCCUUAUCGCCAAUUUGCCGCAGACCAUCCUGAGUUUUUUGUAUCUGAAUCUGAAUGGGCUGUUGACGAGUAUGUGGCUGACCAGCGAAUGGAGUGAUUUUGCAACGCAACGUAAGACUUUGCGAGUGAGCAAGCCAAAGGGAAGUCAACGCAGUACGCAUUUCCUGCAACUGCCCUAUAAGAUUGCCAUUCCGUUGAUGGUCUUCUCCGGGAUAAUGCAUUGGUUGAUCUCGCAGAGUAUCUUCCUCGCUGUCAUUGCGGAGUAUGGCCCAACAGGUCGCCUUGUUAGUGACGUUGUGAUUGCGUCCUGUGGAUUCUCUCCGCUGGCAAUGAUACUGGUCAUGGCCUGUGGAGGCCUUAUCAUUGUCGUCACUUUUGGUUUGGGCUGGUUGAGGAAGUACGAUGCGAGGAUGCCGCUUGUAGGGAGCUGCAGCGCAGCGAUUGCUGCAGCAUGUCAUCAGCCGAACUGGGAUACAGACGCGAGCCUCAAGCCGGUACAGUGGGGAGUAAUCCCUGGUGCUGUGGAUCGAAAGGGGGUCGGCCAUUGCGCAUUUACUAGUGGGAAGGUUGAACCUCUGGUGGAGGGAAAGGAGUACGCUGGCAUCAGCGACGGCCAGCUGUGA
Cladophialophora carrionii CBS 160.54 is the source of this 2301-nucleotide messenger RNA. RefSeq lists its product as uncharacterized. Bases 1 to 2301 code for a protein of 766 amino acids. Lineage: Eukaryota; Fungi; Ascomycota; Eurotiomycetes; Chaetothyriales; Herpotrichiellaceae. The record is from RefSeq and is a predicted model, not a curated record. The transcript has 2 exons.